AUGAAUUCAAUUUCAGAAAUAAAUAGAUGUCUUUAGCAUUUAUUUCAUUAUUCUAACUAACCAUAAUAACCUAGUUGUAUCAUGUCUAUGAAGUCCUAUUAUGAAGAUUUCAUAAAUUUUGAUGAUUUUAGUUUCUUAGAACACUAACUUUAUCAAUUUGAAGAUUUGAAUUAUUCCAAUCGUAAAUAUUAAAUAUAAUUUAAGUUAGUUAAUGAGCCUCCUUUAUUAGAUUUUCAAUUUGAAGAUGAUGUUGUCUAUUAAAAUAAUUAAACUAAUUAAAUUGAUGAAGACAAUUUUCAAUCUCAUAAUCUUGAUCAAAAUCUUUCAAAUCAUAAUAACAAUGAUAAAUGUUAAAUAGCAUUAAUAUAGCUACGUAAUUUCAGAUAAAGCAUUAAUAAAGAAAUUCAUAUCAAAUAAGUUCCAUUAGAUAUAUUUACCAGAUAAAUCACUCCUAAAAGAUCUAUACCAUCACUUUUUGAUGAUGAACCAAAUUUAAAUACUUAAUAGAAACAAUUACAAAAUUAUAAACCCUUAAGAGAAAGAAUCUAAGAAAAAUUGUCUUAAAAAUAAAUUGAUAAAAAAUAAGAAAUGGAAUAAUAAGUAAUUCAUAAUAGAUUCUCAAAAGCUACUUAAAAUUCUGCCAGUAGAUAUCACUCUAAAAGUCCACAAUCUUAAUUUACUAAAGAAUUUAAAUAAAAAUUUAACUCUAUAAAUUCUAACUAAAAUUUAUAAUUCAAUCCAGAUUAGUUUAACAAUUUUCAAAGAUAAAAUUCUCAAACAAAAACAUCAUUAAAAUCUUAAAAAAUAAAAACUGAUUAAACUGUAAAAAUUAGAAUAGAUAUACAAAACUUUUAAGAGAAUCAUAAAAUAUAAAAUAAUUGCAAACAAGAAAAAGAAAAUAAAGUAUUAACUCCAUUAAAAAGUUAAAGUAAAAUUAAUUCUUAAGAUAUUGAUAUUCCAACCAAAAAUAAAAAAUAAAAUAUUAAUAACAGAAGUAAAAGUCCCAAUUAACCUUCAAAAAGUCCAAUAAAAACUCCAUAAAAAGAACAGUGCAAAUAUGUAAUUGUUAAUUUUUAUUAAAAAAAAUAUUGA
Messenger RNA from Paramecium sonneborni, 1092 nucleotides. NCBI's taxonomy places the organism in Eukaryota, Ciliophora, Oligohymenophorea, Peniculida, Parameciidae. The record is from the annotation of a GenBank genome assembly.